AUGACGACGAUCAAACGACGGCUCCAACAGAGCAGCUCUUCGCCAAGAACAAAGUCUCAGAGAAUCAGGAAAUCGGUGAUUUCGGCAUCGAUUGCAUUGGCUCUGGUGCUGGCGGCUUACUCCACCCAGACUAGCGUUAGGUUUGGCACAAUAUCAAGUAGGUCUAGCCCAAGGAAGACUCCUGGUGCAUUCAACACAUCCCUUCCAGAACAGAGCAGUCACACCCAGAUUAUCGACGACAAGAAUCCAUCUCCAGAUCACCAUGAAAUACUUCAACCCCUCAAUGACACUGCCAAUGAAACCAAAGAACCAUAUCCUACAUCGGUAUUACCCGCCAAACUCUUCACCGUCAUUGGUCUUGAAUCCUCAGGGACCACUUUCUUGGCCCAGACUCUGGGACGGGCCCUCCGUCUUUCGUUAAUACCAAAUGCCAAUGGAUAUGAGGUGAUUGCACAGGGAUUCUCAUCUCACUACCACAACCAUCACAACAACGACAAUACUCCACCACACUGGACCGAAGUGCAACAUGUGUCAUUGCCUUGGGGAGGAACCUGUCAAUCGCAAUAUUCCAAUAAUGUGACCAAUGUGCUCUAUCCCGCCAUUUGCACCCGCAUGAUGCGAGAUCGAUCGGUCGUCGUUGCCAAAGCGGGGCCCAAAGCCCUUUCCCAAGGACCCUUUGCCGCCCAUCACUUUUCCGAAACGGCACUCUCCUAUUAUAGAAUACCACCCGAACAGCACGAGACGAUGCGACAACAAUGCCGUCAUCUCAUUCCAGAUCGCCAUCAAUGGGACUAUCCCGAACGAUAUUUACUCAAUCUGUCGUCGCAUUUGGACUGGUAUCACGAACAGGGAGUCGAUGCACGGGCCAUUAUAUUAAUGAGAGAUGCCACCAUUUCCAAACGAGCACGGAGGAUAGACCACUGUCCCAACACGACGCUCUUGGAAAUGGAAGAAACCAUGGGACGACAAAUCUUGCAGGAGGCCAUUCGCAAAUUUGUUCUACGUCCUACAACGACAAUAAGCGGCCAACAACGACGGCGGCAAUUGCUGCAGGCCAGCCCGAAUGGCAAAGUUUUGUUGGUGUCCUAUGAGCUCCUGACGCAGCUGAAACAAGAUUAUAUGGAAAUCAUCUUUGCCCAGCUGGGAAUCAAUACCACUCAUAGACCAAGGUGGAGAGAUGGCAACUACAAGCAUGUCAAGGACAUUAGAGAACACCGGCUGGCGAAUGGAGCUUACUUUUUGGAUCCCUCCCAGUAA
Seminavis robusta is the source of this 1257-nucleotide messenger RNA. The record is from the annotation of a GenBank genome assembly. Lineage: Eukaryota; Bacillariophyta; Bacillariophyceae; Naviculales; Naviculaceae.